AUGCCGAGAACGCUGAUGAAAGCAGCUGUGGAUGCGGUGGAAGCGAUGGACUGUUCUGGAAUCGCUUUUCGUUUGACUGGAAAAUCAAUUUCUGUAAACAUCUUCAGAAGCUGCCGCAAAGCCGAUCCCACCGAACUUUUUCCCCUUUGCCAAAUAAUUAAGUCUAUGGGUGACAGACAUACACAGAGGAGUGAGAGAGGAUUUGAAAGAUGGCAUUGGGUUUGUGUGCGUAUGCUGCGAGGCGGAGCUGCUACAGAUGAAUCUCGGUGCAGCUUUCUUUGCUGCACUUGGUUGCUUGACGUACUUCCUCAUCUUUGCCACUCUUCUUUCAAUCACGUCCCUUUUUUCAACCGCUAUAAGUAUCGACAGGUAGUGUAUUAUCCACUCCUAAGGCUGGGUGAUUGCCUAAAAGCGCAUUGCUCUUCUCCCACUACCGACAACACGGCAACAGCAGCAACAAACUCAAUCACAAUGUCCUCGUCAAAUAAGCAGACCGUGCGUGUCACUUACAUCUGGCUGUCCGGCAAAGAUUCACACCAUGAUAUUCGCAGCAAGGACCGAACUAUGUACCUGUCUCAGGAGAAUGUCGCAAAGCACCCGAAGGACCUGCUUGCCAAUGGCGUUUUCCCGGUCUGGAAUUUUGACGGCUCUUCCACUGGUCAGGCGAAGGGGGUAGACACUGAAAUUCUGCUGAAGCCUGUUAAUGCGUUUCCGUGCUGCCUCCCAAGGACGUCGUCGAAGAUUCCGUGGAUCUUGGUGCUCGCCGAGUGCUACCUUCCUAGCGGCGAGCCGACAAGAGACAAUUCUCGUGCCACAGCUCGCGAAACAUUCGAGCAGUGCCCCGAGGAGCAUCCGUGGUUUGGCCUGGAGCAAGAGUACUUCAUCAUGGGACGUGAUGGGCGCCCUUAUGGAUGGCCCGCUCACGGAUUUCCCGCGCCGCAAGGGGCGUACUACUGCAGCACCGGCUCGAAGUCAGCGUGGGGUCGAAAGUUCUGCGACCAGCACUACGAGGUGUGCCUCCAGAUGGGGCUGAACAUAUCAGGCACCAACGCGGAGGUGACUCCUGGGCAGUGGGAGUUCCAGAUAGGCCCCUGCGAAGGCCUCGAGAUGGGUGAUCAGCUGACUGUUGCGCGCUGGGUGCUUUUGCGUCUGCUGGAGGAAGAGAGUCUGGAUGCGGACUACCACGCGAAGCCGAUUCAGGGUGACUGGAAUGGAAGCGGUCUGCAUACAAACUUCUCGACUGAAUCGACCCGCGCUGAAAACGGCCUUGAGGUCAUUCAUCAGUAUAUCGACCGCCUCAGCAAGACCGUUAGCAAAGAUAUUGUAUUUUAUGGCUCCGAGAACAACGAGCGGCUUACAGGCAAGCACGAGACGUCGAAGGUAUCAGAGUUCAGCGCUGGCGUGGGUACCCGCUGUACUUCGAUUCGCAUCCCCAACGCGGUCGCCAGUGAGGGGAAGGGGUACAUGGAGGACCGCCGCCCUGCCGGUGAUGCCGACCCGUACUUGGUGACCUCACGUCUUUUUGCCUCGUGCAUCGGCUUGGAGACACCGUCUCUCGAUCUGGCGUCUCCAACACACGAGAAGGACUGGAUGCGUAAUGCUUUCAAGUAA
Messenger RNA from Leishmania major strain Friedlin, 1611 nucleotides. RefSeq names its product putative glutamine synthetase. Gene Ontology annotation, cellular component: cytoplasm. Lineage: Eukaryota; Euglenozoa; Kinetoplastea; Trypanosomatida; Trypanosomatidae. Gene Ontology annotation, molecular function: glutamine synthetase activity. The transcript has a single exon. Bases 1 to 1611 code for a protein of 536 amino acids. The record is from RefSeq and is a predicted model, not a curated record.